Messenger RNA from Aquila chrysaetos chrysaetos, 4426 nucleotides. RefSeq names its product thymocyte selection associated high mobility group box (gene TOX). Bases 621 to 2198 code for a protein of 525 amino acids. The record is from RefSeq and is a predicted model, not a curated record. The transcript is spliced from 9 exons. Gene Ontology annotation, cellular component: nucleus. Gene Ontology annotation, molecular function: chromatin DNA binding. Lineage: Eukaryota; Metazoa; Chordata; Aves; Accipitriformes; Accipitridae. Gene Ontology annotation, biological process: regulation of transcription by RNA polymerase II; leukocyte differentiation.
GGGGCCCCGGCUGCCGCCGCCGCGUCCCCGUCCCUGUGUGUCGUCCCCCCCUCCGCCCCGUCCCCGCUCCUCACGGUGGAGGGCAACCAAAAUACACCGCCACCAAACCCAACCAAAUAAAUAAUAACAAUAAUAAUAAUAAAAAAAACCGGGGAGAGAACAGAGGGAGCGAGCGGGAGGGAGGGAGGGAGAAGCGAACCAACUCCGAGACUCCCAUAAAGAGAGGCACACACGGAGCUAGCGCCCCGGUGCCGAUGCGUGGGGGAAACAAUAAGUACUCGAAGUUACCUGCCCUGCCGUAGAAGAAGGAGGGUUUGUUGGUUCUCUCGCAGACAUCUGCAGACCGGUGCUUUUUUGGAAGAGUUUUUUUUUUUUUUUUUUCCCCUCUCUCUCCUCUCUCUCUCUUUACAAACCACAAACGGAUGUGAGGCAGGGAAGGUGUUUCUUUGACUACUGAAGUCAGGCACCUCUUUUUUAUUCUUCUCAGUCUUGUUGUGUGUCCCCCCCUCCCCUCACACACACACACACACACACACACACACUCACCCCCCCCCCCCUUUUUUGCACCAACAUUAACGACAAAAAGAGAAGGAAAGGAGUUUGCUUGAUGUUUUAGUGAAAUGGACGUAAGAUUUUAUUCACCACCUCCUCAGCCUGCAGCCGCUCCUGAUACGCCUUGUUUGGGACCUUCCCCCUGCCUGGACCCCUACUAUUGCAACAAGUUUGACGGUGAGAACAUGUAUAUGAGUAUGACAGAGCCGAGCCAGGACUAUGUGCCAGCCAGCCAGUCUUUUCCUGGCCCAAGUCUUGAAAGUGAAGAUUUUAACAUACCUCCUAUAACUCCUCCGUCACUGCCUGACCACUCCCUGGUGCACUUGAAUGAGAUAGAGUCUGGAUACCACUCUCUGUGUCAUCCCAUGAACCACAAUGGCCUCCUUCCAUUCCACCCACAAAACAUGGAUCUACCUGAAAUUACAGUUUCCAACAUGCUUGGCCAAGAUGGGACACUGCUUUCCAAUUCCCUCUCUGUGAUGCAAGAUUUACGGAAUACAGAAGGAGCCCAGUAUAGUUCCCAUCCUCAGAUGGCAACCAUGAGGCCAAGGGUUCAACCUGCAGAUGUUAGGCAGCCAGGAAUGAUGCAGCACGGGCAGCUGACUACUAUUAACCAGUCCCAGCUCAGUGCACAGCUUGGUUUGAAUAUGGGUGGAAACAGUGUUCCUCACAACUCGCCCUCUCCACCUGGAAGCAAAUCUGCAACUCCUUCACCAUCCAGUUCAGUCCAUGAAGAUGAAGGAGAAGAUAGCUCUAAGGUCAAUGGUGGAGAGAAGAGACCUGCUUCAGAUAUGGGAAAGAAACCCAAAACUCCCAAAAAGAAGAAGAAGAAGGACCCAAAUGAGCCACAGAAGCCUGUGUCUGCCUAUGCAUUAUUCUUUCGAGACACUCAAGCAGCCAUCAAGGGCCAAAACCCCAAUGCUACUUUUGGUGAAGUCUCUAAAAUUGUAGCUUCAAUGUGGGACGGCUUAGGAGAAGAACAAAAACAGGUAUACAAAAAGAAAACUGAAGCUGCCAAGAAGGAAUAUCUGAAGCAGUUAGCUGCCUACAGAGCAAGCCUUGUAUCCAAGAGCUACAGUGAACCUGUUGAUGUUAAAGCCUCCCCACAACCUCAGAUGAUGAAUUCAAAGCAGUCAGUGUUUCAUGGGCCCACCCAGGCUCACUCUGCACUGUACCUCAGUUCCCACUACCACCAACAACCAGGAAUGAAUCCUCACAUCACUGCCAUGCAUGCCAAUAUCCCCAGGAACAUAGCGCCCAAGCCCAACAACCAAAUGCCAGUGACUGUUUCCAUAGCAAACAUGGCUGUUUCCCCACCGCCACCUCUUCAGAUCAGCCCCCCUCUGCACCAGCAUCUCAACAUCCAGCAACACCAGCCAAUUUCAAUGCAGCAGUCCAUUGGAAACCAGCUACCGAUGCAGGUCCAGUCUGCUUUACAUUCACCUACAAUGCAGCAAGGGUUUACUCUUCAGCCUGAUUAUCAGAAUAUCAUCAAUCCAACAUCAACAGCUGCACAAGUUGUUACCCAAGCAAUGGAGUAUGUUCGUUCAGGGUGCAGAAAUCCUCCAGCACAGACUGUGGACUGGAAUAAUGACUACUGCAGUAAUGGGGGCAUGCAGAGGGACAAAGCACUCUACCUUACCUGAAAAUCUGAAACACCUCUCCUUUCCACUGAGGAAUGCAGGGAAGUCUUUUCAUCAUGGAUUGCUUUAUGCAGUCAAGGCAGUUCUGCAUUUUAUUAGGAAAUACAAGUUGCUAAGCACUUAGGACUAUUUGAGCUUGUGGGUCACCCACUCUGGAAAAAAAUAGUCUUGCUUCUUCCUUUUUCUUUUUCUUUUUUCCCCCCAUUUUUUUCUCUUUCUUUCUCCUUUCCACCCCUGCCCUGAGAUCCUUUAACGGACAUUGCUUUUCUUCUUCCCUGAAGGAAACUUGGACCAUUCAGAUUUUAUGUUGGUUUUUGCUGUGAAGUGCUGCGAUAGUAACUGCCUUAGCAACUGUAGAUGUCUCGGAUAAAAGUCCUGGAUUUUCCAUUGGUUUUUCAUAAUGGGUGUUUAUAUGAAACUACUAAAGACUUUUUAAAUGGCUUGAUGUAGCAGUCAUAGCAAGUUUGUAAAUAGCAUCUAUGUUACACUCUCCUAGAGUAUAAAAUGUGAAUGUUUUUGUAGCUAAUUGUAAUUGAAACUGGCUCAUUCCAGUUUAUUGAUUUCACAAUAAGGGUUAAAUUGGCAAACAUUCAUAUUUUUACUUCAUUUUUAAACAACUGACUAAUAGUUCUAUAUUUUCAAAGUAUUUGGAGAAAAAAAGUAAAAUAUUCCCAAAUUAUAUUAAUUAAACAUAUUGGCUUCGUCUCAUGAAAUAAACACAAAAAACUAGGAAAAAAACUAAUGUUGAUAAAGAGCAAACACAUUUAUUUUGUACUGCCUAAAAAAUGCUUCUUUUUUUUAAAGAAAAUCACUUUAUGUGUACUGGUUAGUAAACAUCAUUUAAGUCCUUUUAUGUAUAAAACUGCCAAAUGCUUACCUGAUAUUUUAUUAGAUGCAGAAACAGAUUGGAGACAGCUAAAUUAUAACCUUUGCAUAUGGCUAUGUAUUAUUGUUUCUUCAUACUGUGUCUGUAUUUAAUCUUUUUUAUGGAACCUGUUGCGCCUAUUUAUGAAAUAAUAAAUAUAGGUGUUUGUAAGUAAAUUUGUUAGCAUUUUAAAGAGGUUUCUUUGACGCUUUAACUUUUGCUGGCACAAAUUGUUCACAACUGAUGUGAAUACUUUAUUUAGUUUUUACAGUGGCAUAUAUAACACCAAACCUGCUUUACUGGCAGAAAAUGAAGGUAACGAAUACUUAUUUCUCUAUUUCUUUGGUUGUUAAAGAAAAAAAAAAAAAAGGUAUUUUAAGUAAUUCCUUUUUAAAGCAUUGUAGCAGGAAGUUGCCCAAAACUGACUUGAACCAACAAACUAACUGAAUAAAACUGCAUAAUGCUGCUUCUUGAAACUUCAUCAGUUUUGGUUAAUUAGUCAAGUGGAAUAAAAAUAUUACCAACAGAAAUAUUACCAAAUAUGCUUCAGCCAUUUUAUUAUACAUGCAAAAGGUCCUACAGAGUUUUAGGGAGUGUAUCAUAAAAACAUCCUAAAGUGAAAGGUAAGUUCAACAGCCACAGGGAAAGGGAUAAAAAAAAUCCAAAAGAAGGUAUUUUGUCAGUGUUUUGGAUCAGGGAUAGCUCUGAAAAUGUAUUUCUGGAGGAUUUAAUCCCAGAUGCCUGUCUAAUUAAUGGAGAGUACCACUGAUUUGUAUUUUCCAUGUGAAAUAUAGAAAGCAACUCGAAUAAAAUACACAUUAUGCAAUACCAUUGAUUUUUCUUUAAAAACAAAACAGAAACAAAGGCAUGCUUGCUUUGGAAUGAUUUCAGGCAAUGUACAAUCAGAAUCACUUGGCAUGUAAUAACUAAUAAAUAAUGCAGAUCAGAUGUGAUUACUCAAAUGACUGUAGCUGAGAGCUCUAAUUUUCCUGUCUUGAAACUGUAUGAGAACUCGUGAUUAAAUUCACAGUUUAUUGUUUGUCUGUUUAGUACUUUAGAAAUAUACCAGCACUACUAAUUACCCAAUGUCUUCUAUUUAUUAUAUUAUAGUAAACUACAUUUUCCACUCAUAUUAAUUCUAAAGCGACAAGAUAAUUCCUGGGGAUGAGAAAAAUCAGCUUUGAUUUUGACAGGCAGUUUUCCUUUUUCUUUUAUGGAAAAAACUGUGUUAUCUUCAUUUCUUUUAGAGCAGGUGCGCAGUCACAUAAAGUUGUUAAUUUCGGUAUCCAAGCAGAGUUCAAAAUACAAGAAAACUUUAAUGUAAAUAAAAAAAUACAUCAUGAAUAAAAUACUUAUUCUGUAUGAA